Penicillium psychrosexuale is the source of this 813-nucleotide messenger RNA. RefSeq lists its product as uncharacterized. The record is from RefSeq and is a predicted model, not a curated record. The coding region runs from base 1 to 813 and encodes 270 amino acids. The transcript is spliced from 6 exons. NCBI's taxonomy places the organism in Eukaryota, Fungi, Ascomycota, Eurotiomycetes, Eurotiales, Aspergillaceae.
AUGUUUGCCGGCCUCAAGACUGGCUCUUCUGUCUCGGAAGUUCUGAAUAAAUGGUUAUGCUUCGGUGUUGCAAUUGCACUAGGGACCUACCACUACUUUGCUGAUUUGAUUUUCGAUGAAAUCUACAUUACACUUACCAGCGGUGGCCUACGAGCGUUAAGGUACGUGGCUGGCCACGAAAUCUUCAGCAGACAUGUUACGACACUGUGGAUUGUACCGACCAUUUUUUGUGCGGACUACACGUGGACACUUGAGGAUAUUAAGCGAAUCGUUCAAUCGCAGGAAACUCUGGAACUUCAGGGACAACGCCUACGACUUCUCUCCAACUCUCGUCCUCCCUUCACGAUUCCCCCCAACCUUCUUCCUGUAAGGCAGCCGUUAGCCGCCUUCGGUACAACCCACACUCGGAUCGAAAGGCUUGAAACUUCUGGUGGGAUUAUGGUGGAUGAUGGACUAGACCUCACACCAGCGGAAGAAGAAGCCUUGACACCAAUUCUUCAACAACUGCAGCACUUGUCUGUUCGCAUUUCCUCGGCCCAUACCCAAGAUAGUGAGCGGCAGCGUUUACGCGAAGACGAAGAAGAAGUGGCGUUCCUGCUACAGGAAUCAGUGGUCUGGCAAGAAAGGAAAAAUCGCCUCGAAAGAGAGAAGAAGAGACUGCUGCCGCUCCUUGCUCAGGCAGCCCCGAGCUUAAAAACCGGCCUUGACCUGGCGGACGCACACUUCGACUGGAUCUCACAAGAGUUCAAGUUUUCUCGUCUAUCGGUCCUCUCACUGAGCCAAGUCAUAACCACUCCUCACCUGGAUAAGUGA